Messenger RNA from Paraglomus brasilianum, 2187 nucleotides. The record is from the annotation of a GenBank genome assembly. NCBI's taxonomy places the organism in Eukaryota, Fungi, Glomeromycota, Glomeromycetes, Paraglomerales, Paraglomeraceae.
AUGACAGACUCCACCACAACGGAAGUGACCAUUACUAUCAAUGAAAAUGCAAAUCCCGUUGACGCAAAUGGAAAAGAAUGGACAAUGGAAGAAUGGCAAGAGUACCAAGAGAUGCACCGGAUUUAUCAUGAAAUACUAGACAACCACGCCUCGAAGCAAGAGUAUCAUAAUAAUUGGGCAUGUUCUCAGUGUUAUCCCGUAACGUCUAAACGGCUACUUCAGCAAUCAGAAAAUUUUAAAUGGUUUAAAAUAUCCGCUAAAAUACUCAAGUUAAAUGUAACACAAAACGCUGCAAUAUAUAUGGAUGAGAUUGAUUGGAAUGGCGAUCUUUCCGAUAGACGCACAAAAGCAUAUCGAUUAUUAAUUCUGUGCGGAUUUCUCCAAUAUCCCGUUAAUUGGGUAACUGCGGUAGAUGUUACACUAUACGCCUUGCAACACGAAAAACCUUACCCUAAUUUCAAAAGCGAAUAUUUGCCUAUAAUUCCGAGAGACAAGAAAGAUGAAAUGUAUACAGAUGCGAUCGAACGGGUGUAUCGAAAAAACCCACAACAUCUUAAAGGAAAAUACCGGCCUAAAGGAAGAAACGUUACUCCACCACCAUUAGUAAUUACCAAACCAACAUCUCCAUUUUCCGGACAAAGACCAACGACAAGAGAAGAAGCUGAACAAGAAUAUCUCGAAGAAUCUUCUAGAAUUACGACAGUAACUUCCGAAAGCGUUAACCAUCCUUUUAGUGAGGCAGUACGGUUAGCCGAUGUUAGAUUCCAACUGUUUCUAAAGUAUCAACAAAUGUCACCCGAGGAGUUACACGAGAUGGAAAUAACAAUCGAAAGAUUGCAACAAAAUUGGAGAAACGUUGUACAAAAUCGAUAUACGCAUUACUGGUUAUCGAUGGGACGAAACAUGAUUAUUACCCGAAUACGGUAUCUAUGGUAUGGAGUAAUUAGUAUCGAAACAUGUCAAGCUGAUAUACGGCAGAAAAUUAUUACCGCACCAGCACCACGAUUUAUGGGGACAAGACAGGCCAAGAAAAUUAACGCAUUACUACGGCAAUUGCAAAGCUACGGAACACUUGAAAAUUACCUAGACUCGUAUGAUGAGAUUAUUAGGCAAGCACAAACAGCAAUUGCAGCCAAUAAACACACUGUGUAUACUAUGGGACGUAGCAUGAUCUUUCUUAUGCAGCGACACCUCCUAACGAAGCAAAUGUUAUACGAGCAUUGUAGCCUAAAAAUUAUAAUGAUAAUAACCAAUCACGGAGAUGUAAGAUUCACGACCAGUAGCACCAGAGACCGCACCCACGAAAUAAUGCAAGCGAUCGAUUAUUUUAAAUCAAUACCAAUUUCAGAAAUGACUCAAGAUCAAGCGAUACGAGUACGUAUAAUAUCGGAUUGUUUAGAUUGGCUAGAAAUUCCGCUCCAAGGUGACAAGUGGCAACAAUUAUUGAGAUGGGUUGAUAAACUACUUCCGCAACCUGAGGAAAAAUAUAUAAAUACACCACCUUCCCCGCUUAGUGAGGAUAUUGAAGAAGCAAAUAGUUUUGAAGAAAUCGGAAAAGCAGAUAGCCCUGAAAAAACCGAACUAUUAAUCGAUCAAGAAAUCGGAUUUCCAAAUAACCAAGAUUCCGACGCAUUAACAUCUAUUAUCCAACCUAUCGAAGUACCUAAAGAAAUUAUCCAAAACAUGCCUCAAAUGGACACCGCAGACCUAACAAAAAUUCUUGGAGCUGUUAAGGAUGCGUUUAAAGAUAUUCAAAUGCCCAAUCAAAGGAUCGACGAAUAUCAAAUACCAUUUGUGCCUGGAAGAGACGAUCCAUUGGCUUACCUCGAAUUAUUGGAAGCACGAUUCCGCCUCAAUGGUGUGAAAACUUUCGAUCAAAGGAAAGAUAUUCUUCUCGGAGUAUAUCAAGGACAAAUGAAGGACUGGUUGGAGAAACAACUUGGAAAUAAUGCGCUCGGCGACAAGAUUACUAGUUGGGCUGGGGAAACCGACGAUGUAUUGGAAGAUUCUUCUUUCAAAAAACAGUUUUUGGAAAAAUUUAUGACGCCGCUCCUCCAACGAAAAAUGCGCCAACAAUUAAAAAAUUUAACGCUUAAUCCGAACGAGACGGUAGAUGCAUUUGUCAGCAGAAUGCACCGAUUGCACAAAAGUCUUGGAAUAAACCCAUCCGAAAACGAACUUGUCCAA